Messenger RNA from Staurois parvus, 337 nucleotides. The record is from the annotation of a GenBank genome assembly. NCBI's taxonomy places the organism in Eukaryota, Metazoa, Chordata, Amphibia, Anura, Ranidae.
UGCCACCUGUCAGUGUCCAUCAAUGCCAGCUGUCAGUGCUCAUCGGUGCCACCUGCCAGUACCCAUCAGUGCCACAUCAAUGCCACAUAUCAGUGCCUACCAGUGCACAUCAAUGCAACAUAUCAGUGCCCAUCUGAGCUGCCUUUCAAUGCCACCUAUCAGUGCCAGUCAGUGCCACCUAUCAAUGCUGCCAAUCAUCAGUGCCGCCUUUCAGUGCCAGUCAGUGCCGACUAUCAGUGCCACCAAUCAGUGCCACCUGCCAGUGCCUACCAUCAGUGCCACCUAUCAAUGCCAGUCAGUGCCACCUAUCAGUGCUGCCAAUCAGUGCCACCUAUCA